UUUUUGUGUCUGAACAAUAUGAAGCUGUGGCUGCUUUUGCCUUGUGUUGUGGCAAGUGUCAGCAUUUCCAAAAGUCGUCGGUUUGACAAAGAAAAAGUAUUCCAUGUCAAGCCAGAUGAUGAAAAGGAAGUGAAUUUCAUUAAACAUUUGGAUGAAACAAUGAAGCUUGAUUUUUGGAAACCUCAAUCAGCUCAUCAUAUUACGCCAAAAUCCAGUGUGUACUUCCACACCAAUGCAGAACACUCGGAAACCAUUGUGGAUCUAUUAAACAGGAAAGGAAUUCAGUACAAGGUCAUUAUCCAUAACUUACAAGAAGCCAUUGACAACCAGUUUAGAAAACAAGGUAAAUAUCAGAAGGGUAUGCCAAGGUACCGUCAAUGGAAGGAGAUUGCUAUGUGGGCUUAUUCCAUUUCAAUAAAAUACCCAAAUUUGGCCUCCUUGGUUACAAUUGGAAACACGGUUGAAGGACACCCCAUGCACGUUUUGAAGAUUGGAAACCCAAAGUCAGGCAAAAAGGCUGUGUUUUUGGAAUGUGGCAUUCAUGCCAGAGAAUGGAUUUCUCCAGCUUUCUGCCAGUGGUUUGUGAAUGAGGCAAUUCAUACAUAUGGAAAAGAUAAAUCUAUGACUAAGCUCUUGGAUAAUCUCAUAUUCCAUGUUUUGCCUGUAUUUAAUAUUGACGGCUAUAUCUUUACCUGGACAAGUGAUCGGUUAUGGAGAAAGAAUCGUGCCACAACUCCAAAUGAACACUGUUUUGGCAUUGAUCUCAACAGGAAUUUCAAUGCUUCAUGGACAGAUGAUGGAUUUUAUGGUGAUCCAUGUUUUGAAAUUUAUUCUGGAACUGGCCCAGAGUCUGCACCAGAAACUAAAGCAGUUACUGGACAUAUUCGUGAUCACCUUUCUAUUAUGAAAGCGUACAUCAGUUUCCAUGCAUUCGGACAGUUGCUCAUGUAUCCCCAUGGAUAUACAAAGGAAUUGGUACCAGAUCACGAGGAACUGAACAAGAUAGCAAAAUCUGCUCUUGAUUCCCUGAACAGCCUUUAUAACACCACCUACAAAUAUGGACCCAUUGCAACUACAAUAUACAAAGCUUAUGGUGCAUCACUUGACUGGACGUAUGAUGUAGGAAUUAAAUACUCAUAUGUUUUUGAACUACGCGAUGAUGGAGAAUAUGGUUUUCUUCUUCCUGAACAUGAUAUUGAACCAACCUGCAGAGAGACCAUGCUGGCUGUGAAACAAAUUACCAGCUAUCUGAUUGAUCUGGAUACUUAG
Molecule: messenger RNA, 1269 nt
Organism: Staurois parvus
Lineage: Eukaryota; Metazoa; Chordata; Amphibia; Anura; Ranidae
Source: the annotation of a GenBank genome assembly